AUGGCGCUCCGCCGCUCGAAGCCCUUCUUGGCGGCGUUCCCGCUCAUCGACGCCGCCAUCGAGGGCGCCGGCGCUGGCGGCGUCCUCUCCCGCGACGAGUUCCGGAGCGCCAGGGCCCGGAUCGUCGAGCUGCUCUGCGACGCCGCGGACGACGAUGAGAAGGUGGAGGGCUUCUGCGAGCUGCUGGACGAGGCCAUGGCGGGGUCGCUCGCCACGCUGCGGGCCGUGCCCCCCGAGAAGAUCGAGCUGGCGUCCGGCGAUCUGGUCGGUGCCGUCGGCGCCCUGAUGAAGGACCACCCGUCGGAGCGGGUCCGUGAGCUCGCGCGCGACGUCGUGCGCGGGUGGAGGGCGGGCGUCAAGGCCGAGCUCGCGAGGGCCAGGGCCGCCAUGGACGUGCUGGACGGACUCUCAUCUACUCCGCCGCCGCCUCUCAGGGACGAGACAGCGCCCAUGGCUGACUACAACACAAAGGCGAAGAAGAUCCCGGAGGAGCCGCCUCGUCCAAGGAAGUCAACCGUCGCCAGCAGCUGCCGCCGUAUCAGCACGGCGGAGUCCAAGAAGGGGGCUCCAGUCGUCGGCACCAGCAACGCGAAGCCAUCAGCGAACAUGGGAGCUCCAGCCAUUGUCCCAGCGCAGCCGAAGAAGACGCCGCCCGCCGUCGAGGCCGAGGACGCGAAGCGGCGGCGCACGAUACAGGUGAUCGAGCCACCACGGCCGCCGCCGGGGAUGAACAAGGGCCAAAUGCAGCGCAACGCGCACCCGGCACGCUGCGCGGCGGCGAGGUGCUUCGUGAAGUCGAGCUCGCUUGGGAUGAGGGUUUAG
Messenger RNA from Panicum hallii, 822 nucleotides. Its product is annotated as probable mediator of RNA polymerase II transcription subunit 26c. The transcript is spliced from 2 exons. The record is from RefSeq and is a predicted model, not a curated record. The coding region runs from base 1 to 822 and encodes 273 amino acids. Lineage: Eukaryota; Viridiplantae; Streptophyta; Magnoliopsida; Poales; Poaceae.